Molecule: messenger RNA, 1787 nt
Organism: Pterocles gutturalis (yellow-throated sandgrouse)
Lineage: Eukaryota; Metazoa; Chordata; Aves; Pterocliformes; Pteroclidae
Product: arf-GAP with GTPase, ANK repeat and PH domain-containing protein 1-like
Exons: 2
Cellular component (GO): nucleus
Molecular function (GO): protein binding
Source: RefSeq, a predicted model, not a curated record
GGAAGAAAAAGAGCGCUGGAUACGUGCGAAAUACGAGCAGAAGCUCUUCCUUGCCCCGCUGCAGUGCCUGGAGCUGUCUCUGGGCCAGCAUCUCCUGAGGGCUACGGCCGAGGAGGACUUGCGGACAGUCAUACUGCUCCUGGCCCAUGGGACUCGGGACGAGGUGAACGAGACCUGCGGGGACGGCGAUGGGCGCACGGCCCUCCACUUGGCCUGCAGGAAGGGAAAUGUGGUGUUAGUGCAGCUCUUGAUCUGGUACGGCGUCGACGUGAUGGCGCGCGACGCCCAUGGGAACACGGCGCUGGCCUACGCCCGGCAGGCCUCCAGCCAGGAGUGCAUCGAUGUUCUCCUCCAGUACGGCUGCCCCGACGAGCGCUUCGUCCUCAUGGCCACUCCAAACCUCUCCAGGAAGAACAACAACCGCAGCAACAGCAGCGGGAGGAUGCCCACCAUCAUCUGAGGAGCUCCCUCGUGUAUUGACCUGAAGUACAUCCGCAGCCUCAUAUUCCUCCAUCCCCAUCGCAGCUCUGCUCUGUGAGUCCAGUAACUCUCCUUUUCCCUUUUCCCUUCGGUACAUCCCUGUCCCAUCCGGAAACAGCGCGUCCGGAGAGCACAAGGGGAUGAGAAGGAGCGAAAGGGGCUGCAGAGAAAGCAGUUGUUUCCGUGACAGCUCUCGAACGAUGGGAACGAGCGGGCGAGAGCGGCGCGGGUUGAGCAGGACACGCCGCGCGUGGCACCGGGACCAUGGGAGAGCGGCCGUCCCCGGGGCAGGGGAUGCAGGCUCCCCCGGUGCCGAGGGAAGGGGUGGAGGGAGAGGCGAGCAAGAGGAGAAGGAGGGAGAGAUGGUGACUUUCCGUAACUGACAGUUAAGCACAUCAGUACAUUUCACCUCUACCGAACGCAACGCCUGGAUUUCAUUCUCUUCUCUGAAGAGCUUGACAGCAUAAAUCAGAAGCAAGCACAGAGUUUGUCAGGUUUGAAGCUCCUAUGAUGGUAUGUGUCAAAUCAGUUGUAGCUAAUCUGUCCGGGGAGAAUACUGGCUUCAUUACACUUGUAUAGUUGAGUUCUUCCAGCAUUACCGCUGUUUAAUAGAACAUGAUUAGUCAUCACGGAGAAAAAAGCAUAUUAGCUGAGGAGGUAGUUACAUGGCACGCUUCGGUGAUUGCUUGGAUGUGAUUGCAAUAUUCUUAGAAGCAUCAUAUUAUCUCAGACAUGUUCUUUCAAGCCCUUGGAGCCCUCCUUUCUAAAUUCACUGUCAUAAUUUAGUAUCUGUUUAAUUUUUCAGUCCAAAGAGAGGAAAUGAGUUGCUGAGUGUUAUUUGACUGCAGUCUCCUUGGUGUAAAAACAAAAUGGAAAAAAUAAAUAAGAGUAACUAUGAAACACAAAAAGGAAUAAUGAAUACCGCUAAGGAAAAACAUUUCAAGUACAUUUAGUGAAAUUAAUAAACGCAUUAAAGGCUAAUAUUUUUUCAGCCAGCAGAAAUAGGUUCUGUCAUUUUGUCAAGGUAAAUGUGUUGAGUUUUUGGUCACUCCUGUGAUGCAUUGCCUAACUCAUACAGAUUUUGGUAUUGUGUCUCUAGAUUAUAUGUAUGUAAAAUCUAUUUGAAUUAAAAAAAGCAUUAAUAUGCAUUGAUUUUUUUUUGUACAGAAAAAUUACAUCUCUGUUAAUUUAUAAACUGUAAUGGAUGUGAACUAAAUAAUGUGCAACUAGUUAGGGUCUGUGGAUUACAGGCCAUUGUACAUUGAAAAUAUUCCCAGCAGUGAACUCUUGUUUCCAUCACAAGCCUU